This is a messenger RNA of Dromiciops gliroides (monito del monte), 6375 nucleotides long. RefSeq names its product INO80 complex ATPase subunit (gene INO80). NCBI's taxonomy places the organism in Eukaryota, Metazoa, Chordata, Mammalia, Microbiotheria, Microbiotheriidae. Gene Ontology annotation, biological process: DNA repair; DNA-templated transcription; chromatin remodeling. The record is from RefSeq and is a predicted model, not a curated record. Gene Ontology annotation, cellular component: Ino80 complex; nucleus. Gene Ontology annotation, molecular function: histone binding; ATP-dependent chromatin remodeler activity; ATP binding.
UCUGUGCAUGAGGAGAGAUUUGUUCUAUGGCCUCGGAGCUGGUGCCGGGGAUGAUGGCGGCUGCCCAGAGCUGGCAAAGCUCUAUCUUCAGUACCUGGAGAGCCUGCGAUUAGACCAGUUCUUGCGACAGACGUCAGCCAUCUUCAACAGGAAUAUCUCUAGUGAUGACAGUGAAGAUGGACUGGAUGACAACCCUUUGUUGCCUCAAUCUGGGGAUCCCUUGAUACAAGUUAAGGAAGAACCACCCAACUCUUGCUUGGGGAAAGCUCUGGAGCAAGCAAUUCUGAAUGUUAAACACAUAUCACUGAACGGAGUCCUGCAGUCAGGUCAAACCAAAUCUGAGAAAGGAAAUUUAUAUAAUUUCUCUAAGCUAAAGAAAAGCAGAAAGUGGCUGAAGGGCAUUUUGCUAAGUGAUGAGUCCAGUGACACAGACUCUCCAAGUGAAGAAGAUGGGGAUGAUGAAAUCAAUCUCACCAGAGAGGAGCUCCACAACAUGCUGAGGUUGCACAAAUAUAAGAAACUACAUCAGAAUAAGUACAGCAAGGACAAGGAGUUGCAGCAGUACCAGUACUAUAGUGCAGGGCUACUUUCCACAUAUGACCCUUUUUAUGAGCAGCAGCGGCAUGUACUUGGGCCCAAGAAAAAGAAAUUCAAAGAGGAAAAAAAAUUGAAAGCCAAGUUGAAAAAAGUGAGAGAAAAAAGAGACGGAGGGAGGAAGAGCUUUUCUUCUGAGGAAUCUCCACGGCGCCACCAUCACCAGACCAAAGUCUUUGCCAAGUUCUCUCAUGAUGCUCCUCUCCCUGGCUCUAAGAAGAAGCAUUUGUCCAUUGAGCAGCUUAAUGCUCGCCGACGGAAAGUGUGGCUUAGCAUUGUGAAAAAGGAACUACCAAAGGCCAACAAGCAGAAAGCUUCAGCCCGUAACCUAUUUCUCACCAAUAGCCGAAAGCUUGCCCACCAAUGUAUGAGGGAAGUACGACGUGCUGCCAUCCAAGCUCAAAAGAACUGUAAGGAGACCCUACCUCGAGCUCGCCGCCUCACAAAGGAAAUGCUUCUGUAUUGGAAGAAGUAUGAAAAGGUGGAAAAGGAGCACCGUAAACGUGCUGAGAAGGAGGCCCUGGAGCAGCGUAAACUAGAUGAAGAGAUGAGGGAGGCUAAAAGGCAACAACGUAAAUUAAACUUCCUCAUCACCCAGACAGAGUUGUAUGCCCACUUUAUGAGUCGCAAACGGGAUAUGGGACAUGAUGGAAUCCAGGAAGAAAUCUUGCGAAAACUGGAGGACAGUUCAACACAGAGACAAAUUGACAUUGGUGGAGGGGUUGUAGUUAACAUCACCCAAGAGGAUUAUGAUAGCAACUACUACAAAGCCCAAGCCCUAAAAAAUGCUGAAGACGCUUACCAGAUUCACCAAGCUCGGACAAGAUCAUUUGAUGAAGAUGCAAAAGAGAGCCGGGCAGCAGCCCUCCGGGCUGCAAACAAAUCUGGCACUGGAUUUGGGGAGAGUUAUAGCCUGGCAAACCCAUCAAUCCGAGCUGGGGACGAUAUUCCACAGCCCACAAUUUUUAAUGGCAAAUUGAAAGGCUAUCAGCUGAAAGGCAUGAAUUGGUUGGCCAAUCUGUAUGAGCAGGGCAUUAAUGGAAUUUUGGCUGAUGAGAUGGGUCUUGGUAAAACAGUACAAAGCAUUGCCCUCUUGGCACAUCUGGCUGAAAGAGAGAACAUUUGGGGACCAUUCUUAAUCAUUUCCCCUGCUUCUACACUCAAUAACUGGCAUCAAGAGUUUUCAAGAUUUGUUCCCAGAUUUAAGGUGCUGCCAUAUUGGGGUAAUCCUCACGAUAGAAAAGUCAUCAGGAAAUUCUGGAGUCAGAAGACACUUUACACUCAGGAUGCUCCUUUCCACGUGGUGAUCACCAGCUACCAGCUGGUGGUUCAGGAUGUGAAGUACUUCCAGCGAGUAAAAUGGCAGUACAUGGUAUUGGAUGAGGCCCAAGCUCUCAAGAGUAGUUCCAGUGUUCGGUGGAAGAUCCUCUUGCAGUUUCAGUGUCGGAAUCGGCUUCUGCUCACAGGGACCCCUAUUCAAAACACUAUGGCUGAGCUUUGGGCUCUGCUACAUUUCAUUAUGCCAACAUUAUUUGAUUCCCAUGAAGAAUUUAAUGAGUGGUUUUCCAAGGAUAUUGAGAGCCAUGCUGAGAACAAAUCUGCCAUUGAUGAGAAUCAGUUGUCUCGGUUACACAUGAUCUUGAAGCCAUUUAUGUUAAGAAGAAUCAAGAAGGAUGUGGAAAAUGAGUUGUCAGACAAGAUUGAGAUUUGGAUGUAUUGCCAGUUGACCAGUAGACAGAAGCUGCUUUAUCAGGCACUAAAGAACAAAAUCUCCAUUGAGGAUCUGUUGCAGUCUUCAAUGGGCUCCACCCAGCAAGCACAGAAUACCACCAGUAGCCUCAUGAAUCUGGUCAUGCAGUUCAGGAAGGUGUGUAAUCAUCCAGAGCUCUUUGAGCGGCAAGAGACAUGGUCCCCAUUUCAUAUCACUCUAAAGCCAUACCAGAUUUCCAAGUUUAUUUACCGUCAUGGACAGAUCAGGGUCUUUAAUCAUUCACGAGACAGGUGGUUAAGAGUUCUUCUCUCACCAUUUGCACCAGACUAUAUCCAGCAGUCCCUCUUCCACAGGAAGGGUGUUAAUGAAGAAAGCUGUUUCUCUUUCCUUCGAUUUAUUGAUGUGUCGCCUGCUGAGAUGGCAAACCUCAUGCUUCAGGGACUUUUGGCAAGAUGGUUAGCUCUUUUCCUGUCUCUGAAAGCCUCCUACAGGCUCCAUCAGCUGCGUUCCUGGGGAGAGCCACAAGGGGAGAACCAACACAGUCCUCUACAUCUGAGGAAUAAGGAUUUCCUCCUUGGGGUUGAUUUCCCCCUCUCCUUUCCCAACCUUUCCAGCUGCACCUUGUUACAGUCUCUAGUGUUCAGCAGCCACUGUAAAGCAGUGAGUGGUUAUUCAGACCAAGUCAUCUACCAACGAAGAUCUGCUACCUCCUUGAUUCGUUGCUGCCAGGUCACCGAGCUGCCAUCUUUUUUAUGUGUGGCCAGCCCAAGAGUUACAGCAGUGCCAUUGGAUUCCUACUGCAAUGACCGAAGUGCAGAGUAUGAGCGACGAGUCCUAAAAGAAGGAGGGAGCCUGGCUGCAAAGCAGUGCUUACUAAAUGGAGCCCCAGAGCUGGCUGUGGAUUGGCUGAAUCGACCCUCUCAGUUUUUCCCACAGCCACCAGGAGGGUUGUGGAGCAUCAGGCCUCAGAAUGGCUGGUCUUUCAUCAGGAUUCCAGGCAAGGAAAGUCUCAUCACUGACAGUGGAAAGCUGUAUGCCCUUGAUGUUCUCCUGACUCGGCUCAAGUCUCAAGGACACAGGGUCCUUAUCUACUCCCAGAUGACCAGGAUGAUUGACCUAUUGGAGGAAUACAUGGUUUACAGGAAGCAUACGUACAUGAGGCUGGAUGGUUCGUCCAAGAUCUCAGAAAGGCGGGACAUGGUAGCUGAUUUUCAGAACAGAAAUGAUAUCUUUGUAUUCCUGUUAAGCACAAGAGCCGGAGGUCUGGGCAUCAACCUCACUGCUGCAGAUACAGUGAUCUUCUAUGAUAGUGACUGGAACCCUACAGUGGACCAACAGGCUAUGGACCGAGCCCACCGGCUGGGUCAGACCAAACAGGUGACUGUUUACCGGCUCAUCUGUAAGGGUACCAUUGAGGAACGUAUUCUGCAGAGGGCCAAUGAAAAGAGUGAGAUCCAGCAGAUGGUGAUCUCAGGUGGGAACUUCAAACCAGACACCCUAAAACCCAAAGAAGUGGUUAGUCUUCUACUAGAUGAUGACGAAUUGGAGAAGAAAUUGAGGCUUCGGCAAGAGGAAAAACGACAGCAAGAAGAAACCAACCGAGUGAAGGAGCGCAAAAGGAAAAGGGAAAAAUAUGCAGAAAAGAAAAAGAAGGAAGAUGAGCUGGAUGGUAAAAGGAGGAAGGAGGGAGCCAACCUAGUGAUCCCCUUUGUUCCUUCUGCUGAUAAUUCCAACCUCUCUGCUGAUGGGGAUGAUUCCUUCAUCAGUGUGGAUUCUGCCAUGCCCAGCCCUUUCAGUGAGAUUUCCAUCAGCAGUGAACUACAUACUGGUUCCAUACCUCCCGAUGAGAGCAGCAGUGAUAUGUUGGUGAUCGUGGACGACCCAGCUUCCUCAGCACCUCAGUCUCGUGCCACCAACUCUCCUGCUUCCAUCACAGGCUCAGUCUCAGACACCAUGAAUGGAAUUUCUCUUCAGGAAAUGCCAGCCACAGGGCGUGGCCACUCAGGCCGAAGUCGGGGCCGCCCCAAAGGUUCGGGCAGCACCUCAAAAGGAGCAGGAAAAGGCAGGAGCCGGAAGUCCACAGCGGGCAGCGCGGCUGCAAUGGCAGGGGCCAAAGCAGGGGCUGCAGCCGCAUCAGCAGCAGCCUAUGCGGCAUACGGGUACAAUGUGUCUAAAGGAAUCUCUGCCAGUAGCCCCCUACAAACAUCACUCAUUCGACCAGCUGGACUUGCUGACUUUGGACCUUCAAGCGCCUCUUCUCCCUUGAGCUCACCUUUGAGCAAGGGAAAUAGUGUCCCUGGGACUCCCAAGAGCCUCAAUGUUACCAGCAGCCUGACCCCUGACCCGCUGAUCCGAAAACAGGGCAAAGGACCUCAUCCCCCUGGGGGACGAUAACCACCUUGGGCCUCUUGAGCUUUUUUCUACCAAACUGGGGCCCCGUGCCCUUCCUGCCAGCUGAUGGUUUCUGGAUGACUGCCCUCUUUGGCAUCCUGCAUCUCCAGGGAGGGAAUGGAGGUGAAUAAUCCCAGCACAGUGAGGACAGGCAGGUGGCUGAUCUGAGCACUUUCAUCACCUGUUUCUCAAAAUGUUCCCCUUCAGGAUGCCUAUAAGAAGAGGUCCCAGAGGCAGGAAUCAAUCCACCACAUCUCAAAUGAACUUUACAGCCAAGUCUUAAACCUCUCACUGGGAAAGGGCCAUAUUUGUUACCACCUUCAGUCCUACAAACUUCUGCUAUUCCUGCCUCUGCCCUUCUUCCUACUUUACCCUCUCAAGAUAGAGUGGGCUCUACCCAACUCUUAGGGAUUCGGUAUCUGGCCUCCCAAGUCCCCUUAAGGAUCGGGGGUGGGCAGCAUUCUGCCUCUGGGCACAUGCCUUCUAAAGGAGUACAGGGUAUGAGGAGUGGGUCUUGUGCCCAUGAGGAGUGCUCCACAGAGAUUUCUAGGUCUGAGAUUUUCUGAAAGGGCAGAAAGGAGGAAAUCAUGUACUUAGCCUCCUCGUUACCACAGCUUAGUCCAUAUAAAUGAUCUCUGGGGACCUCCCCCCAAGGUCACCAGAAACUCCCCUCUGACCAGAGUCAGCUCUGCCAUUGCACCAUCCUGCCCCUAGAGUGGCAACAUGAUGGGAAUUGAGCAUCGGAAGAGGUGGUGUAGGUUGGGUGAGAAUGACUAGGGAGAGUCUGAGGUGCUGAAGCAGCACUUCCUUCAGGGCUUCUUUGCCUAGACCCCCGGAGAAAAGGGCUACAGACCUGCCAUUACUCUGUGCAGUGCAGUGGUCUCCCACUGUACCCCCACUGGCCAAGGACAGUCUUCAUCACACCCUCUUGUUGUUCAUUCCUAGUAAUCUCUAGCUCUUCCCCCGAAACCCCCCCCCCCCCCAAGCAUCAGCAGCUCCCACCCAAGGGACUGACAAGAGGCCAGUAAUGAGAACAGGGUCGUCCGAAUCAGGCUCCCUUGCUGAUCCUCUCCCAGACUCCCUAUGCCCACCCUGAAUGCACAGUCUCCCCAUCCCCUACCCUUUAAUCCCCUGCUUGGCUGUAUGCACUGUCUGUAUUGCACUGAGAAAGGGAGGGACCGCGGGAGUGGGGUGGGAAGGGAGACAAGGAGGAGAUGCCCGUACUGACACCUCACAGCCCAGGGCCUGACCAGUCUGGACAUUCUGGCUCUCUCUGACAGAGGGCGGAAAGACAAGUGGUCUUUGCUGGGACCACAAAGGAUGGUUUUCCUGCCUGCCUCCCAGCCUGAUGUCUCAGCGUGAAGCAGGUGCUUCCAGGCGGCUCAGCCUCUAAUUUGCACACCUGAAAAUCGCGGAAUUGAGUUUAGUUAGAUUGAUUUUAAAGCCCCUUUUUGGGAGGGGAGUGGGAGUGAAGGGGAAUCGUUUAACUUAAAUCAUUAAGACUCCCCUGCCUAACCCAGACUCCCGUGUACAGAUGCUAUUUAGAGGGAAUCAGAAAAAUGCCAAGCCUUUUUUUCUCUUUGAAUGUGCUGUCUAUUUUUAUAACUGAACUUGUACAUAUGUAUAAAGAGAGACACAUCUUUCUUUUACUAACUGGAGAAAAAUCUUAAAUAAAAUGG